CGAAUUUCGUCCCCGGGAAAGUCGUUGGCGAGAGCCUGGGGAGCCCUGGCCUUGGAAUGCGGCAGAAAAUAAGACACUGGCUGCGCCGUUGAGGAAAAUAAAUUGAGUGUUGGGGGAAACAAGAUUGGGCAGAUAGCCCGGAAAGGCUGGCUCCCAAGAGCAGUGAUGGCUGCAGGCACCCCCUCCCCACACCAAGCCUAAAGUCUUCUUCGCUCCUGGGGGCAGGCGAGGAAAGGCCAGAUUGAGAUUGAGAACCCACUGCAACUACCAAAAUGGGCAGCAAAACUUUGCCAGCGCCGGUUCCAAUCCAUCCAUCCCUUCAGCUCACCAACUACUCCUUCCUUCAGGCAGUGAAUGGCCUGCCCACAGUGCCCUCGGACCACUUGCCCAACCUGUACGGUUUCAGUGCACUGCACGCUGUGCACCUGCACCAGUGGACGCUGGGCUACCCCGCCAUGCACUUGCCACGCUCCUCUUUCUCCAAAGUGCCCGGCGCUGUGUCCAGCCUGGUGGAUGCGCGUUUCCAGCUGCCCGCCUUUCCUUGGUUCCCUCAUGUCAUCCAGCCCAAGCCAGAGAUCACCGCCGGAGGCAGCGGCCCCUCGGCCCUCAAGACCAAGCCGCGCUUCGAUUUUGCCAACUUGGCCUUGGCCGCCACGCAAGAAGAUCCAUCCAAGCUUAGCCGGGGAGAGGGUCCCGGUUCCCCUGCUGGUGGUCUGGGUGCCCUCCUGGAUGUGACCAAGCUGUCCCCAGAAAAAAAGCCCACGAGGGGACGCCUGCCUUCCAAGACCAAGAAGGAGUUCGUCUGCAAGUUCUGUGGCCGCCACUUCACUAAGUCCUACAACUUACUUAUCCAUGAGCGGACACACACCGACGAGCGGCCCUACACCUGUGACAUCUGCCACAAAGCCUUCCGGAGGCAAGACCACCUGCGGGACCACAGAUAUAUUCACUCCAAAGAGAAGCCUUUCAAGUGUCAAGAGUGUGGGAAAGGAUUCUGCCAGUCCAGGACUCUCGCUGUCCACAAGACGCUACACUCACAGGUGAAGGAGCUCAAAACCUCCAAGAUCAAAUGCUAAAUAGAGCCUCUGUGUCACCAGGACCCUGGGUCAUGCCGCCCCCUCCUCCAGAGGGACCAGAAGCCGAAGGCGACUCUGGCGGGCAGCGGGAGGGGCUCCAGGGACCAUUCCCCAUCCCACACACGUCCCCUGGGUCCUGGGCGCACGCAGAACUCGAGAGCCCCGCCCAGGGCCAUGACCCGGGCCGCCCGGGCGGCUCCCCCAGGACGCGGCUAAACUCUUGGCCAAAAGGCGGUACUCACGUGGCGGAAGGGAAACUGCAUUAAAAAAAGAACGAAAGCUCCGCGGAGCCGCAGUGGCGCCUCUCCCAGAAGUAUUACUUUUUCUAUUGUUAUUUUAUACGUUUUCUUUGUUAUUUUUUUUUUCCUUUGACCAUAUAAGCUUGUAACUCUGACUGCGGAGAGAGAGGGGAGAGGAAAAGAAGUUUUCUGCGCGCUCGAAGCUUCCGACCCCUCCUCCCGCCCCCUCCCCACCCUCGGGAGCCUGCAAAAGUGUAAUCCAUGUAUCUGCUUCAGCCGCCCGGCCCUGGGAUCGCGGGGCCCGGGAGCGCCCCCUCCCAGCUCCGGCCGCGCCGCCAGCCGCGGGCUCCCGGACUUGGACGGCGGGCGGGGGCCUGGGCCCUGGUGCUGGAGGGGCCCGGCCUCCGGCUCCCCUGCUCACCGCGAGCGAGCAGCCGGCUCGGAGCAGGGCGUUAUAUUGCGAUUGGCACUUUAUGCUGACCAUCGGUAACGGACAUUUAUCACUGGAGUUUUUUUAAAUAUUAAAUAAACGGUUAUUUUA
Molecule: messenger RNA, 1856 nt
Organism: Diceros bicornis minor
Lineage: Eukaryota; Metazoa; Chordata; Mammalia; Perissodactyla; Rhinocerotidae
Gene: OSR1
Product: odd-skipped related transcription factor 1
Exons: 3
Coding region: 273-1076 (267 amino acids)
Biological process (GO): regulation of transcription by RNA polymerase II; embryo development; urogenital system development
Cellular component (GO): nucleus
Molecular function (GO): DNA-binding transcription factor activity, RNA polymerase II-specific; RNA polymerase II transcription regulatory region sequence-specific DNA binding
Source: RefSeq, a predicted model, not a curated record